ACGGCGGUCCGACUUGCUGGUCGUGCUGCUGUCGUCGUCCUCCUUUCCUUCCCCUUCCUCCCCUCGUCCUCCCUUCCCUUCUCCAUCCCUCCAGCCCUUCCUCCUCCACCCGGCCUUGCGCCAUUUUGGCUCCUUCCCGUCCCCCCGCCGGCUCCCUGCUUCCCCCUUCGCCUCUGUCCGGGCAGCAGCGGCGACUCGUGCAAACCUCGGUGCAUGCACCCCUGCAGCCCCCGGUGCAGGCCCCCCUGCAACCCCCGGUGCAGGCCCCCCUGCAACCCCCGGUGCAUGCACCCCUGCAACCCCCCGUGCAACCAGCUGCCGGAGCCCAGGACGUGGAGCUGCCCCUCGGAAUGAAUAGUACUGCAGCAAGUCCAAUGUCAACUGUACCCACUUCAAGUAGUGGAAGACCAUCAGGGAAAUCAGCAAGCUUUGUUCCUGAACUGCAGAGCAUGAUGUUUUCUUUAGGAGAUGCACGGAGGCCUCUUCAUGAAACAGCGGUUUUAGUUGAAGAUGUGGUACAUACCCAGCUGAUUAAUUUGUUGCAGCAAGCAGCCGAAGUUUCUCAGCUGAGAGGAUCAAGAGUUAUUUCUGCUGAAGAUCUGCUGUUUCUAAUGCGCAAAGACAAGAAGAAACUCAGAAGACUGCUUAAGUAUAUGUUUUUUCGGGAUUACAAAUCUAAGAUUGUCAAAGGGAUAGAAGAUGAUGAUCUUCUAGAAGAUAAAUUCGGCAGUACUACUACCAACAAACGCCAGAAGCUUGCUCAGGACUUCCUCCAUUCUAUCGACCAGACUGGAGAGCUGUUGGCCAUGUUUGAAGACGAUGAGAUAGAUGAAGUUAAGCAAGAGAGAAUGGAGAGAGCAGAAAGGCAAACUCGAACGAUGGACUCCGCUCAGUAUGCAGAAUUCUGUGAAAGUCGCCAGUUAAGUUUUUCCAAAAAAGCCUCCAAGUUCCGAGACUGGCUGGACUGUAGCAGUAUGGAGAUAAAGCCAAAUGUUGUUGCCAUGGAGAUUUUGGCAUAUCUUGCUUAUGAGACUGUGGCACAGUUGGUGGAUUUGGCUCUUCUUGUCAGGCAGGACAUGACUCCAAAGGCAGGUGACCCCUUCAGUCAUGCUAUUUCUGCCACCUUCAUACAGUAUCAUAAUUCUGCUGAGCCUCAUCUUUUAGGACAGGGUGGAGGGAUGAAGUCAAGCCCUGACUCUCCCGAGAACACCCCUCCUCCAACACCUACGCCUCCAAUAGCUGGGUCACAACAUUUGGGGAAAACCCCCCCAGGACCACUGGGAAAUGGGAGCAUUGGACAAGAUAAAGUCAAGCAAAGAAAAAGGAAAAAGAGUACUGCAGCCUCUGGGAUCGAGGCUCAAAGCGAUGCCAUCCAGCCCAGCCACAUCAGAGAGGCCAUCCGACGCUACGGCCACAAGAUUGGCCCAGUUUCCCCAUUCACAAGUGCCUAUCGCAGAAAUGGGAUGACUUUUCUAGCCUGCUAACAUGGAUGUGAUUGCAGCAACAGGAAAGGCAGUGUUAUAUUAAGGUGAUUUCUUCUCCCCUUCAUGAAGGAAAAAAAAAAAAAUCAAGUUCCCUUCUCUCUGUAUAUCAGCGAGUGGGCUGGUUUGUUGUGACUAUCGACUGACUGACUGUGGCUCUUUUUCUGCCCCCUCAAUCGUUAUUCUUGUUUACUAGCUGGAACGUUCCGCUAAUUAAUGGCAGGAUGUUUGGGAUAGUGUGUAGGUGGACAAGAAUGCAGAUCACACAAUUUUGAAAUUUGGCAUGGAUUUUCCUGCUGUUGGCCAAAGUAGCUAAAGUGCAACCUCAUUUAUGUUUGUAGUCUUAUAUGCUUCCGUGAUUCAUCUGGUAAUCCAUGUUUGGGACAAAGCAACAAGAGAGCAAGGAGGGCCAUAUAGCUCUUACUGCAGUUCUCUGAAUUUAUUUUGUCACAUCUUGGUUUAUUUUUUAAGACAACUAUUCGUAUUUCAAAUAGGAAGAGUAAAACCUCCAGUCAUCCAGAGGGGAUUUUUCCGUCUUGGCCUUUUUAUUUCUUUCUUCCUUCCCCAUCUCUCCGUUUUUCUUUUCUGUAUUCCUUUCCUCUAUCCCCUGCAGCUUGGCUUUUUCCUCACAGACAUUUAGUCUCCCUCAGUCCUCCAGGCAGGACACCAGUUCUCCAUCAGCCAAGACAGAUGUAAGGUAGAGGAGCCAUGCUGAAAUCAAAUUCCAGGUCUCUCGGGUAAGAGAGCACUGUACCCAGCCUGGUUGGAUUAUAUCCGUUUCCGAUGUUCUCAACUGUGUUGGAUGAUUUCUCUGUCUAUGUGUAGAUUUAACCUAAGCCAACACUGAUAUUUGUGGGGACCAUAUUCAUUUUUGUCUUUGGGAAUUUCAAUGGCAAUGGAAAGUCAUUUCCCCAAGUCUGCAUUUUUCAUAAUUUUUCAUUAAGAUUGUCCUCUACUCCCCCUUUUCAAAGAUUAUGAAGAUUAUUAUUUCAGCCAGAAGUAAACUAUGUGUAAUUUUCUCCUUGUGACCAAACACCUGUGAACUCCUGUAAAUACUAUCACUCCGUAUUGUUCCAUUUAGUGACCAUUUUUUUAAAUCAUUUUUACCUGUAAUGUGUUGAUCCUUUGGAGUUAAUUUGAAUGUCACGUACUGAGGUGUGUAUUAUAGUAUUUUUUUAUGGGGUUUGGCGUUACAUCUGUUUUGUUUGGCAUGGAUUUUCAUGUAUGAUUAAACCUAUCUUUGUAUCAUCAUUCUUAUUUUUGGCAUUCUUAAAUAUAGAAAAGUACUAACUGGCUGUAAACAUCCCAACUUUAAAAAAAAAAGUCAUUUAUUGCAUUUGGUUUCAAUC
Molecule: messenger RNA, 2830 nt
Organism: Tachyglossus aculeatus (Australian echidna)
Lineage: Eukaryota; Metazoa; Chordata; Mammalia; Monotremata; Tachyglossidae
Gene: SUPT3H
Product: SPT3 homolog, SAGA and STAGA complex component
Exons: 12
Coding region: 351-1484 (377 amino acids)
Biological process (GO): transcription by RNA polymerase II
Molecular function (GO): transcription coactivator activity; protein heterodimerization activity
Source: RefSeq, a predicted model, not a curated record